UCCUCUGCCUUGGUAAGAUAGAAGUAUAGGACCAGCCGAACGUGCUCACUGGACCUAGAUGACCCGCUGAGCCUGACGGCCCUCUCUGCUCCAAACGAGAGGCAGAGGCUCCCCAAAUUUCCAUGACCAUUGAUUCAAGAAGAGUUCAACCACAGGCCAUCGCCGUCGAUAAGAGCUCCGAAGGAUUAUGGCCCGUGCUGCGUCUCUUCUCUGCACUGGUGCGGCCUCUGUAACUUCUUCCAGCAACCAUACCCGUCCUCUUCAGUCGAGUUUGGCUGGGAAUAUGUUUUCAAUCUUUGAUCAACAAGGAGUCCAUGCACUGCUAUGGAGAGAUUCAGUUAUUAAGGAAGUGCUUUUCUGCCAUCCCAUCUUGAAAACAAAGCAUCAAUCGUGUAUUCAGUGGUCUUCUAUUUCAUGUUUUAGUGGUGAGAAAAAGGAUUCAUCUCUUUGUCCCAAUAUCCAGCAAAUGAAUGCACGGAUUCUUUAUUGUGCAGCCCCAGCUAUGGGGCAUAACCAGGAAUCACAUCCAGAAUGUAAUGCAAGAGUGCCAGCCAUCAUGGAGGCACUUGAGAAGUUGGAGCUUUCACCGAAGUAUCGAUCUUCUGACGUGGUAGAGAUUCAAGAUUGGAGGCCAGCUUCUUUGGAUAAUAUUGCCAAUGUUCAUUCAAAAGCCUAUGUGAACGGUCUAGAGAAGGUUGUGCAUAGAGCUUCUCGGGAAGGUCUAAUCGUUAUUGAUGGAUCUGGACCAACUUACGCAACUGCAACUACUUUUCAGGAAUCACUUCUUGCAGCUGGUGCAGGAAUUUCUCUGGUUGAUUCUGUGGUGGCAGCAUCAAAACUUGGGCAAAGGCCACCUAUGGGAUUUUCAAUAGUAAGGCCUCCAGGACAUCAUGCUAUUCCAAGAGGCCCAAUGGGAUUCUGUGUCUUUGGAAAUAUUGCUGUUGCAGCUCGCCAUGCACAACAAGCACAUGGCUUAAAAAGAGUGCUUAUAAUUGACUUUGAUGUUCACCAUGGAAAUGGAACAAGUGAUAUAUUCUAUGAUGAUCCAGAUGUCCUUUUUAUUUCCACUCAUCAGGAUGGAAGCUACCCUGGUACUGGUAAAAUGGAGGAGAUUGGUCAUGGAAGUGGUGAAGGAACAACAUUAAAUCUACCUAUUCCAGGAGGAUCUGGUGAUACAGCCAUGAGAACCAUAUUUGAUGAAAUUAUUGUUCCUUCUGCUCAAAGGUUUAAACCAGAUAUAAUCUUGGUCUCCGCUGGCUACGAUGCUCAUGUGCUGGAUCACCUAGCUUCUCUACAAUUUACAACUUCCACAUACUACAUGCUGGCUUCCAAUAUCAAGCAAUUGGCAGAGGACCUAUGUGGAGGUCGCUGCGUGUUCUUCUUGGAAGGAGGGUACAAUCUUCAUUCACUCUCUUACUCAGUUGCGGACACAUUUUUUGCAUUUUUAGGUGAACCAAGUAUUGCAUCCAAAGUUGACAACCCAGCCAUUCUUUAUGAAGAACCAAUGACCAAAGUGCGGAAUGCAAUCCAAAGAGUCAAGCAUAUACAUUCUCUCUAGAUCACCAUAAAUUCAACACCUCAUAUUUUAUUUGUCUGACAAGGCUACACGUUGUAACUGUUAAUAUCAUCUACACAUAUUGUUAAUGUCAUCUGCCUUCGUGGUGUAAACACUCUAAGGUGUAAAGUUCUGAUAUGAUCAUAUGUUAUGUACUCGUUCUUGGUUGAUAACUUAGAAAAGUUUCCUCUAGAUUUUGUCUAACAGCUGAUUAAGAAAGAAAAUGGUUUUCUUCCA
Nymphaea colorata (pocket water lily) is the source of this 1792-nucleotide messenger RNA. RefSeq names its product histone deacetylase 14, chloroplastic. Bases 188 to 1558 code for a protein of 456 amino acids. Gene Ontology annotation, biological process: chromatin organization. Gene Ontology annotation, molecular function: histone deacetylase activity. The record is from RefSeq and is a predicted model, not a curated record. The transcript is spliced from 9 exons. Gene Ontology annotation, cellular component: histone deacetylase complex. NCBI's taxonomy places the organism in Eukaryota, Viridiplantae, Streptophyta, Magnoliopsida, Nymphaeales, Nymphaeaceae.